AUGGUUGUUUUUGGAUUCAUUGGUGAAAGUACAUGGUCUCUAAGUGGCAGUCGUCCGAGGAAAUACAAUGUUUUAUCUAAUUGUGUUUUUCUCCGAUAUGGUUCAGUGCAAGACAGUCGUACUGAUGCUACUGUGCAACAGAUGAGAAUCUCUAGCGGCCGGAAACGCGUGCACAAUGCAGCCUGUUUAGAAGCAAUUCAUGGGAUGAAGCUCGAAAAUUUAGAAUUUGGCUACAGCCGACCAAUCAGCGCAAAUAAAUAUCAUUUUCGUUUGGAGUCAGGCCAAGCGUAG
Thelazia callipaeda (thelaziosis nematode) is the source of this 291-nucleotide messenger RNA. NCBI's taxonomy places the organism in Eukaryota, Metazoa, Nematoda, Chromadorea, Rhabditida, Thelaziidae. The record is from the annotation of a GenBank genome assembly.